AACAGUGUCACUGAUGUCUCACCCACUUUCUACAGCAUUGCAAACCUGUUCUGGUGGUUUGUAGAUAAGGUCAGGAUGAGCGCGGCUGCCGUGGUGUCGGUGAUCUUGGCCGUCGGAGGAGCCGCUCUGUUUUCAGCCGUGCACAAGAUCGAAGAGGGACACACGGGUGUUUACUACAGGGGCGGCGCUCUGCUGACAUCCACCAGCGUCCCGGGCUUUCACCUCAUGCUGCCCUUCAUCACCACCUACAAGCCUGUGCAGACCACGCUUCAGACAGAUGAAGUGAAAAAUGUUCCCUGUGGCACAAGCGGUGGCGUCAUCAUCUAUUUCGACCGAAUCGAGGUGGUGAACUACCUCGUACCCUCAGCUGUCUAUGACAUUGUGAAGAACUUCACGGUGGAUUAUGACAAAUCUCUCAUCUUUAACAAAGUGCACCACGAGCUGAACCAGUUUUGCAGCGUACACACUCUUCAGGAGGUUUACAUCGAACUGUUUGAUCAGAUCGAUGAGAAUCUGAAGCUGACCCUGCAGGAAGAUCUCACUAACAUGGCUCCAGGUCUUAUAAUUCAGGCGGUUCGUGUUACUAAACCCAACAUACCCGAGUCCGUCCGCAGGAACUAUGAGCUCAUGGAGACUGAAAGGACCAAGUUGUUAAUUGCUGCUCAGACUCAGAAGGUGGUGGAGAAAGAGGCGGAGACUGAGAGAAAACGAGCUGUGAUUGAGGCGGAAAAGAUCGCUCAAGUGGCCGAGAUUAAAUUUGAACAGAAAGUGAUGGAGAAGGAGACGGAGAAAAAGAUCUCAGAAAUCGAAGAUAGCGCUUUUCUAGCCCGUCAGAAAGCGAAAGCAGAUGCCGAGUUUUACACUUCCCAGAAAGCAGCAGAAGCCAAUAAGUUUAAGCUGACGCCUCAGUACCUGCAGCUGAUCAAGUUCCAGUCGAUCGCGGCCAACAACAAGAUCUACUUCGGCACCGACAUUCCCAAAGUGUUCGUGGAUUCCGGGUCCAAAAGGGCGUCCAAGAUCACGGACGUUCUGUCUGAGGAUCUGCUCAACCUGGACUGACCUGGACUCGCACCAGGGGAGGAAAAUGCCACCCUGGGACUGGUGAUCAGUAAAGCCACGGGCACAUCACGGCUCUUCUGGUGAAACGGCUGAGCAAGCUGAAAGAUUGGAGAUGUUGGGAGGUUUAGCAGUUAUUGAAUUAUGAAUGAAUGAAUGAAUUUCUAUGCAUAUAGAACGAUUUUGUAUAUUGACAGUUUAAUGUUAGUUCAUCUUUAAUUUAUCUGUAAACAGUCUAAGCGAAUUAUCUUCUAAACUAUUUAUGUGUUGAUAUGAAAAAGGUUCCUUGAUGCGAAUGAUUAUGGUACAAACCUCGUCAGCGCGGUCUAACUAGGAAUUCCUACUAGGAUAGUCCAGCAAAGUCUCCUCCAGGCUACUAGGAUUAAAAAGGUCUUCUUAGGACUACUAGGAUAGUCCGGGAGGUGUCCUUAAGACUAUCAGGAUAGUCUGGGAAGUCUUCUCAGGACCUCUAGGAUUAUCCAGGAGGUCUUUUCAGAGCUAAUAGGAGGUCCAGGAGGUAUCCUAAAGAAUACUAAAAUGGUCCAGGAGAUCUCUUCAGGACUACUGGGAUAGUCUUAUCAUGACUACUAGAAUAGUCUGAGAAGUGAGGUCUACUCAUGACUGCUAGGAUAGUCUGAGAGGUAUCCUAAAGAAUACUAGGAUGGUCCAGGAGAUCUCAUCAGGACUACUAGGAUAGUCCGAGAAGUGAGGUCUCCUCAGGACUACUUGUAUAGUCCAGGAGGUCUUCUCAGGACUACUAGGAUUGUCUAGGAGGUCUUCUCAGGACUACUAGGAGUGCAUGAGCGGUCCUUUCAGGACUAUUAGAAUAGUCUGUGAGGUCUCAUCAGGACUACUAGCAUGGUCUGGGAAAGUUGCCUCAGGACUACUUGGAUUGUUUGAGAGGUCUUAUCAGGACUAUUAGGGUAGUCUGAGAAGUGAGGUCUACUCGUGACUACUAGUAUAGUCUGAAAGGUCUCCCCAGGAAUACUAGAAUAGUCUGUGAGGUAUCCUAAAAAAUAUCAGGAUGGUCCAGGAGAUCUCCUCAAGACUACUAGGAUAGUCUGUGUUGUCUUAUCACGACUACUAGAAUAGUCCGAGAAGUGAGGUCUCCUCAGGACUACUAGUAUAGUCCAGGAGGUCUUAUCAGGACUACUAGGAUAGUCUGUGAGGUCUCCUUCAGACUACUAGGAUAGUCCAGGACAUCUCCUCAGUACUACUGGGAUGGUCCGGGAGGUCUCCUCCUCAGGACUAAUAGAAUAGUUCGAUAAGUCUUCUUAGUACUACUAGGAUAGUCGAAGAGUUCUCCUCAGGGCUACUAGGAUAGUCCGGGAGGUCUUCUUAGGACCUCUAAGAUAGUUUGGUAUAUCUUAUUAGGACUACUAGGAUAGUCCAGGAAGUCACCUCUCGACUACUAGGAUAGUCCAGGAGGUCUCCUCAGGACUACUAGUAUAGUCCAGGAGGUCUUAUCAGGACUACUAGGAUAGUCUGUGAGGUCUCCUUCAGACUACUAGGAUAGUCCAGGACAUCUCCUCAGUACUACUGGGAUGGUCCGGGAGGUCUCCUCCUCAGGACUAAUAGAAUAGUUCGAUAAGUCUUCUUAGUACUACUAGGAUAGUCGAAGAGUUCUCCUCAGGGCUACUAGGAUAGUCCGGGAGGUCUUCUUAGGACCUCUAAGAUAGUUUGGUAUAUCUUAUUAGGACUACUAGGAUAGUCCAGGAAGUCACCUCUCGACUACUAGGAUAGUCCAGGAGGUCUCCUCAGGACUACUAGGGUAUGAGAGGUCUUUUUAGAACUACUAGUAUAGUCCAGGAGGUCAUAUCAGCACCUCUAGGUCUCCUCAGGACUUCUGGGAUAGUCUGGGAGGUCUUCUCAGGACUACUAGUAUAGUCCAGGAGAUCUCCUCAGCACGUAUCAUGUCAUAUCGGUCUGGUUCCUCACAUCCUGAACAAAAUUAAAGUCCAAAUUAUCUUCUUUUAAA
Messenger RNA from Trichomycterus rosablanca, 3034 nucleotides. RefSeq names its product ER lipid raft associated 2 (gene erlin2). Bases 76 to 1059 code for a protein of 327 amino acids. Gene Ontology annotation, biological process: SREBP signaling pathway. NCBI's taxonomy places the organism in Eukaryota, Metazoa, Chordata, Actinopteri, Siluriformes, Trichomycteridae. The record is from RefSeq and is a predicted model, not a curated record. The transcript is spliced from 12 exons. Gene Ontology annotation, cellular component: endoplasmic reticulum membrane; endoplasmic reticulum. Gene Ontology annotation, molecular function: ubiquitin protein ligase binding; cholesterol binding.